AUGCAUCUGACGACCGCAACACGCCCAGACAUAGCUUUUGCUGUGGGGUACGUAUCGCGUUUCAUGGAAAACCCCCAAGUCGAGCACUGGAUUGCAGUGAAGCGUAUCUUGCGCUAUCUGCAAGGGACCAAGUCACAUGGAAUUUGUUUCAAGCCUGGUGAAGAAGUUGAUUUUCGUGGAUACUCUGAUGCGGACUGGGCUGGAGACCAUUCCGACCGCAAGUCGACUUCGGGAUAUGCGUUUCUGUUGAUGAGCGCACCAAUCACGAUCCAAGAAGGCAAGUGGGUUCACCGACUGCUGAUCAAAAUUCUAGCAGCGUCAAACAAGUCGGCACCUGGACUGAAGAUUCUCGAAGACAACCAGUCCUGCAUCAAGAUGACGAAGAAUCCCGUCAACCAUGGUCGUGCAAAACACAUCGACAUCAAGUACCAUCACAUCCGUGAUGAAGUCAAGCGUGGUGAAGUGGAGCUUGAGCAUUGUGAGACUUCCAUCAUGCUCGCGGACAUCUUGACGAAGGCACUUCCGGGACCUCGUCACAAGGACUUGACGGCUGCACUCGGUAUUCAUGCGAGUUCGCAUUGA
Messenger RNA from Peronospora belbahrii, 582 nucleotides. The record is from the annotation of a GenBank genome assembly. NCBI's taxonomy places the organism in Eukaryota, Oomycota, Peronosporomycetes, Peronosporales, Peronosporaceae.